AUGUCAAGUGCGUUUAAACUUAUGGAAGAUGUCAGGGAGGAAACAAGUCUUGAGGGUGCCCUCCUUCAGGCAUUGGAGGAUCGAACCUUUCAUGAUGUGACUUUGUUGGCUAGCGAUGGUGUUCAAGUGCCUGCGCAUCGAGUGCUGCUUGCUUUUCGAAGCGAGAUGUUCAAGGCUAUGUUGAUGGGAGACUCCUCCGAGGCCGCCAGCCCUACUAUUGAGGUUGAUUUUCCUGGUGCAGUUGUCAAUGCAGUUGUUGAGUACAUCUACACCAGCAAAGUCAGAAGUUUAUCGGAACUGCACCCAGGAAAUGUGGAAGAGAAUGGUGACAUCUCAGAGGCCAACCAUGAAGAUUUCCAAACUCUUGUCACAAUUGCUGCAGCUGCAGCCUACUGCAACCUACCCAAGCUUUGUGCUGUCAUCAAUGACAAAAUGGAAACGUAUGUGAAACAGUUUCCUUCCUUGUCAGUGGCUGUUUUGGAGGCUUGUGCUCAAGAACGCCCAGCAAUAUCCAAACAUUUGCUUGAGAUGGCCUUGUCAAAUAUUCGACACAACAAGGUUGAUAUCUUGAAGCAAGGGAUUCUGUGCUCCUUGAGCUCACCUGUUCUUGCAAUCAUUCUCAGUGAUGAGAAGUCCCUAGCACCAGAGUACAAGUGUUUUGAUAUGGUCCGACUGUGGUCUGAAGGUGGUUCUGGUGUUGAAGAGAACAGGCAAGCUCUUGCCAAAGAAUUGGUGAAGUGCCACCUUAAACUGCAUUGGAUUACUCCCGAUGUCCUCGCAGACUCUGUGGCUCCAUCGGGGCUUGUUGAUAUUGAACAGCUCGCAGAAGCCUACAAAAGGCAAGCAAUUAUGGCAAAACAUCAAUAUGGGGUGUGCUUUGAGAAACCAGGAUGUUUCUCCAAUCCAAUCUGGUGUGACAGUCAAACAAAAACAGUGGCCGAAUCCCGACCAGCUUCAAACUGGAAGAGUGACAAGCUGGUAUGUCCCCCUCUUGUCGAAGGGUGCAAAUACAAGUGGACUAUUGAUACAACUGGCACCAAGGCCGCAGAAAAUAUCAUGAUUGGUGUAGCAAAACAUUCGGCAAACCUUGACAACAACACGCACUGUGGAAGCCAAUGUUCAUGUUGGGUGGUUUGCUGUUCCACUGGACAUGCCUGGUACUCAGGAGGACAAAAAGAGUUUGUUGGAGCAAUGUGUGGCCAAUCCCAUGUCACAGUGGUGCUUGAUCUUUCUCCUGCAGAAGCAAACAAUGGCAGCUUGUCUAUUUCUGUGAAUGGUGCACGUCCCCUCAUUGUCACUCGCAGCAUGAAGGCAUGCCUUGACUCCAGCACUGACGGGUAUGUUCCAGUGGUAUCGUGCUGCAGUGGAACUAGUGUAAACAUUAUCAGCAUUAAGGAGGUGUGCUGA
This is a messenger RNA of Seminavis robusta, 1407 nucleotides long. The record is from the annotation of a GenBank genome assembly. NCBI's taxonomy places the organism in Eukaryota, Bacillariophyta, Bacillariophyceae, Naviculales, Naviculaceae.